Porites evermanni is the source of this 3622-nucleotide messenger RNA. The record is from the annotation of a GenBank genome assembly. Lineage: Eukaryota; Metazoa; Cnidaria; Anthozoa; Scleractinia; Poritidae.
AUGGUGCAUGCGCACAAGGUUGUCUCCCUCUUGCUUCAACUCUUCGUUUCGAACAGAAAGGUAUGAGAAAUCUACUUCAAAAUCUCGAUUUUUUUGCAUCAAUGUGUCGUUGACUUAUAUCUAAUUUCAUUCAAUAUGUAUUUUGUUUUAAGAUGAGUCAGUCAGUUCAAGUUUUUGGACGAAAGGUAAGCAAAAAAUGAACGAAUUUGUGGUUGUUCUAUGUUGACCAAACAGACACGUGCAUUGUAAAUUUGAUAGCGGUUCAACGUUUGGUACAAUUUGCUUAUGUUAAACCUCUUGUAUUUGACAUUGAGUUGUAUUCACGUGAAUUUUGGGGGGAUCACUAUUUACCUCGGAUAGCCCAUUUCUGGCUGUGAAUUAUUCUUACUACUGACCGAAAUUUAGUAAGCUUCUUAUAAUCAACUGGAUUGUUGUUCCCGUAUGAACCUUAAAUAUGGUACGUCAACUGUUCCUCAUGAUCAUAUUGACAAUUAGUAGAGUGUGAGUUAGAAAGUGUACCUGUAUAAAAAAAACUGCAUGGGAUUGUGUCGAAUUUUUUUUUUUGCAGUUUAAUUACAGCACAGAGCAUGAUCAUAGGUGGACUACUGUCCUGAGAACAAAAUAAUAGUAACAGUUGAUUAUAAAUGCUCUCAUUGGGUAUUGCUGUAUCUCAGAAAUCUUUAUCAGAACGAUACUUUUUUGUGUAGUGUGAAUAAUUCGUGGACAAUUGCUUCUAUAGAAAACAGCCACAGCUGUAGCCUUCUGCAAGCGUGGAAAUGGCCUCAUCAAGAUAAAUGGAUGUCCCUUGCACCUAGUAGAACCAUCAACCCUUAGAUACAAGGUAUUUGUUAUUUUUUUUGUACUGUACUUGAAGAUACAAAGUGAAUGUCCCAUGAAGAUGUUUCUUUUCGACAUAACCAGUACCUUGGGAGCAAGGGAAUUUUUGUUUCUUAAGCAUAAGAGAAUUGAGCCUUGAUCCCCAGGUUGGUCAGAACGUCUUGAUGUAGGCCAUUUAAUUCCGAAGUAGGGGACUGAUCUUGCCAUCUUUUAAUUAAGAAUCAAAGGAAAAGCCCAGCAGAGCUGCCGGUCAGAAGAUCGUGGUUUUUGCCAUCUGUGUGCUAUUUAUGUUAACCCUAGAUUCCAGUUUAUGAAAGAACUAUGUGGUUCGUUGGGAGAUUUCAUAAAACUUGGGAUGGCUUAUUUUAAUGUAAAAAUUUAAAAUUGAGAGCAAAGCCCAUAACUGGUUGUGUUUUGUGACUUAGGUUCAAGAGCCUAUCCUUCUCCUGGGAAAGGAUCGAUUUGAGGGUGUUGAUAUCCGUGUGCGAGUUAAGGGUGGUGGUCAUGUGUCAAGGAUUUAUGGUAAGUGUUAGAAGAGCAUAGUAUUGUCUACAACAUUUUUUAAUACAGCAACCACAGGGUGUGAAGAAAAUCAUUUGUACGGCUUGCAAAUUGGACAAGCUGAAGCUAGCAUUUACCAGCCCAGAUGUCACUUCAACUAGCCUUAAAAACAUUUUGAUUAGCAGAAUUGAUUUCACAGUUCUUCUGUCAUUCGAAUUCCUCAAAAAACAUCACUUGCCCAUUGGGUAAGUUAAAAACAGAAUUCACUAGCCCGUAGCCAAAAUCCACUAGCCCCAGGCUAUCAGACACUUCUUUCUUUGCACGCUGGACCAUUCACUGCUGUCACUUGUUGAUUUAGAACAACCUACUAUUAAUAGAUGUCUUAAGCUUUAUGUUUUGUUUUCCCAAUGCAGGUCUCACGGUAAUUUCCACCUUUGUCUUUUCAUAAAUUGUGUGCACAUACAGGCCCAGGGGGGGUACUCGGGAUUUCAAGUGACGGGGAUGAUCGAAUGGAGCCAAAAGUCAAGACCCAAAAAAAUCCCUAGGGCUUCCAGCAAAACCUAAAAAAAAUCCCUGGACCAAAAAUUAACCCCCAAAAAAUCCCAUGCCGAUUUUGUGGCCCUUAAAAGUUCAAGAAAGGAGUAAUGCUAUAACACAAAGAGAAACAUUGGAAAUUGAACACUCGUGUUUGUUUAUUCAUCUCAAUAUAUCCUUUCCCUCAUCUGGCAGUCAUUUGUUUGUACUUAAUUCACAGAACUACGCAGCCAGGGCACUACCGAUUCUUUUCAAUACCCCCCAAAAAAUCCCUACUCAAAUCAAGCUACCCAAAAAAAUACUUGCCAAAUUUUCACACCCAAAAAAAUCCCGGAAUCGAAAAUUUCAAACCCAAAAAAAUCCUUCGAUCAUCCCCGUCACUUGAAAUCCCGAGUACCCCCCUGGGCGUACAGGAGGCAGAGUGGCCUUAUGCUAACUAUCUUUUUUAUAACUGAUCAAAGUAGGUUAAGUUCAAUUUUAUCCGUGGUUCAAAUAUUAUUUUCCGCUGUGUCCAACUCAUUAAACUCAUCAACAUAGAUGAGUGUUAGGGGGGGGAAAGUGCACGAUUUAAGUUGACAGAGCCAAGGGCUGUAGCAGAGAGCAGUAACCACGCAGGCACCGUCACACUGCUAACCAGUGGAACCUAGAAUACUUACCAUAUACUUACCAAAGGGAGGGUAGGGAAGGGAGAAAACAGGCUAACAAGCAUUAACAAUGAGAAGCAACGUGAACAUAAUGGGCUAACCUCAGUUGCCAAGCUGUAAAAGCAAAGGUCCCUGCGAAGCUAUUAGGGCACCCUCAAAAAUGUGAGAGACUGCUGGCCAGCAUUGUCUCGAGUUUGACUCAGCCUGAAUUUCAUUUAGCAUGUAUGUUGCUCCACCCAGAAACAAAGGACAUUAAUUUUAAACUAUGAGUAACAUGGUGUGGCAAAGUAAAGUUAACUAAUUACUUUUUUUUUUCUUUAGCAAUCCGUCAAGCCAUAGCCAAGUCUUUGGUAGCCUACUAUCAAAAAUGUGAGUACACUGCCACUUAUACAGUGUAAGCCCUCCAGUUAUGGGCCUUUUUACCUCUAAACAAAAAUGUACAUCCACUGAUCAGCACCUCUCCAAAUGUAUUGAAAUGAAUUUGAUUUAUUAUGACAUUUUGAAGCUUAAUUAAACACCAGCAAAUGCUAAAGCUAUUUUUGAUCAGCACUACUGUAGCUUUUUUCAAAGUGCUUUUUCUAUUGCAGUUUUAAGCCCCCUUGGAUAUAAGCUCCUCUAACAAAUAAUUAUAAGCCUGCCCAAAGCCCCUUACAAAGAUGUAGAAGCCCUAAGCAGCAGCUUACUUAACCUUCAGAAGGCAGGCUGGACCAGUCAACUAUUGUUUCAGCUACCAUUCCUCGUUACACAAAGUAAACUGUGUGUGUCCCUCGACUCUGCAGGAAGGGAAUGUCUUUGCAUAAGCUAUUGAAAUAUUAGGGAAAACUGGGAAUAAUCACACAUUUUUCAAACAAAAAAGUAAUAACAGACUUGUGCUCAAAAAUGACCUGUCAGAAGCUGCUGUCAUUUCACCCUGGAAGCAGAGCUGUCCUUUAACCAUUCAUGGUUUGUUGGAUUUUUUAGUUGUGGAUGAGGUUUCCAAAAGAGAGAUCCGUGACAUCCUUGUCCAGUACGACCGUUCCCUACUUGUGGCAGACCCACGCCGUUGCGAGGCCAAGAAAUUUGGUGGACCUGGUGCCCGAUCUCGCUACCAGAAGUCUUACCGUUAA